UAUUUUAUUGAUAUCCUCCAGGCUUCACCGUUCUCCGCCAAUUCCCAAUCUCCCUUCUCCAUAGCUUCUAAAGACCUCAAUAUCCGUUCCUCACCAUAACCCUCCGAUUCUAGGGUUAGGAUUUUCACCUCUUCUUCUUCUUUUUCUUCUUCUUCUUCUCCUUCUACCAUUUUCCCUUUCCAAUUUUCUCUUCAACUGUCUGUUCACUCGUUGCUUUUCUUUUUCGAUUUACGUUCUCGAUCUCGAUCUGUGCUUCUCUUCAAUGGAUAUGCGCAAACGAGGGAGGCCCGAUGCUGCCUUCAAUACUAAUGGUGCCUUUAAGAAGCAUAAGCAAGAACUGGAGUCCUUAUCAACUGUAGGGAGCAAAUCGAAGCCAUGCACCAAGUUUUUCAGUACCGCUGGUUGUCCAUUUGGUGAAAGCUGCCACUUCUUGCACUAUGUUCCUGGCGGUUAUAAUGUGGUGGCUCAAAUGAUGAAUCUUGCUCCUGUUGGUUCUCAACCAUCUAGAAAUAUGCCUGCCCCACCUGUCACCAACGGUGGGUCCUCUGCUCCGUCCCAAGUCAAAUCUCGCAUGUGCAACAAGUACAACACUGCUGAAGGCUGCAAGUUUGGUGAUAAAUGCAACUUUGCCCAUGGAGAGUGGGAACUUGGGAGGCCUAACCCUCCAUCUCACGAUAAUCCCCGUGCUAUGGGAGGAGGUGGUGGAGGAGGACAUAUGGUUGGUCGUAUGGGUGGGCGAAUGGACCUUCCGCCACCAGGUCCUGCUGCAAGCUUUGGCGCUUCAGCUACCGCAAAGAUCAGUAUAGAUGCCUCCCUUGCUGGAGCGAUCAUUGGCAAAGGUGGGAUCAACUCCAAACAGAUCUGUCGCCAAACGGGUGCGAAACUUUCCAUCAGGGACCAUGAAUUGGACCCGAACCUGAGAAACAUAGAACUGGAGGGCACUUUUGAGCAAAUCAAUGAAGCAAGUGCAAUGGUGAGGGAGCUUAUUAUCACAGUUUCGAUGACAGGACCAGGUAAAGCACCUGGGGGAAUGGGAGGAGGUCCCGCGCCUACGGGUAGCAACUAUAAAACAAAGCUGUGUGAUAAUUUUGCAAAAGGUUCUUGUACUUUUGGUGAGAGAUGCCAUUUUGCGCACGGGGCAGCUGAGUUACGCAAGUCUGGAGUAUGAUCGAGUUCCCGAUUUUGCCUAGUUUUUAUCAAAAGGGAGGUUUUUGCUUUAAAGCGUUCAAUUGACACGAGUGCGAUAUUGAAGUUGGGGAGGGUUGUGGUUCUGGUUCUUAUGUUGUAGCUUUGUGAGAGUAUCUUUUUGGCAUUCCUUGAUUAGAAGAUAAUUAAGUUAUUUAUUUUAAUGAUUGCUAAUCAUUUUCAUUGCCCGUAACGUAACAUUACAUCA
This is a messenger RNA of Benincasa hispida (wax gourd), 1393 nucleotides long. RefSeq names its product zinc finger CCCH domain-containing protein 52. Gene Ontology annotation, molecular function: mRNA binding; metal ion binding. The record is from RefSeq and is a predicted model, not a curated record. NCBI's taxonomy places the organism in Eukaryota, Viridiplantae, Streptophyta, Magnoliopsida, Cucurbitales, Cucurbitaceae.